AUCACAAAACAUCGUCGCGCGCAUCUCGGUAGCGCGAAUCUCUCUCUACUUUUCUGACGCGCCAUGCACUUUUUGACUUUUGUUUUUGACAGUUUGUUGACAGCAACAAAGUUCCAGUGAAAACAGUUGAUCGAAUGGAUAACAAUAGCGAGAUAGCACCGCUCUCGUACAGUGAGUCCAUUUCUGCUCUUACGACUGGAGUUGCAAAGGGUCACAAUGGAAAUGUACCCACAGAAGAAGUUUCCUUACUUCGACACUUGCAGAGAGGAAUAUCGGAAACGACGGAAGAAAACGCAGUAUUCACAAAGGAAGUCACAAGUUUCUUAUCAAAAUUGAAUCUCGAGAUUAAGGUAUUACCCAAUGACAUAAAAGAGGGCCUGGAAAAAGUGUCUUUCAUCCUGAAAAACGAGAAACUGCUUGAAUUUGAUGAAACAGCAUUACGUGUAGCCAAGGAGCAAAAGAUUAUAAAGGAGAAGAGGCAACAGAGGGAAGAGAAGCAGAUGUCAUUGAUAUACGAUAAGCUACUUAAAAAUUCCACUAAACUGCAAACAAAGCUCGACCAUCUGCAUAGCGCAGUUGAUACCCUCAAAGACACGAUUGAUGAGACAGAGAAGGAUAGGGACAGUCUGUACUGCAACAAGGUGUUCUUAUCUACAAAGCUGAAAGAGUAUGAGCAAGCUGUGGAGAAAUUAGAAGCAGAUCUGAGUGGCAUGCAGGUUGACGAGCAGUAUCCUGAGAAAAUACUAGAUAAAUAUAACCUUUACUUGGAAAGGAAAAGUAAAUUGGCAAAUCUCAACCAAUCUCUCGCUCAGUACGGUGAACUACCACCUAAUUUGUUUCAAGCCGAGUUACUAGUGGAAAGCAAAAAAAAAGAAUAUGAGAAUUUAGAACAGCUGUUUCUAGAAGAGACACACUGAAUUUUAUUUUCAAAGUUUUUAAUUCGAUAUCAUAUGCGAGUUGUAUAUCUUCCUCAUGGACAAUCGAUUUUUAUUACAUUAAAACUAAAGUCAAAGAAAUAUUGUUAAUAAACUGUAUAUU
Molecule: messenger RNA, 1038 nt
Organism: Ooceraea biroi (clonal raider ant)
Lineage: Eukaryota; Metazoa; Arthropoda; Insecta; Hymenoptera; Formicidae
Source: RefSeq, a predicted model, not a curated record